This is a messenger RNA of Momordica charantia (bitter melon), 897 nucleotides long. NCBI's taxonomy places the organism in Eukaryota, Viridiplantae, Streptophyta, Magnoliopsida, Cucurbitales, Cucurbitaceae. The record is from RefSeq and is a predicted model, not a curated record.
UAUCAUCUCUGUGUUGUUCUUCCUUUCUCCCAUGAAGACAUUUUGGAGAGUGUUGAAGAAAAAAUCAACAGAGGAAUUUGACAGUCUUCCUUAUAUUUCCACUUUCCUCACUGCUUCUCUUUGGGCAUAUUAUGGCCUUAUAAAGCCUGAUGGAUUUCUUAUUGUCACUGUCAAUAUCUUUGGAAUUUCACUCCAAAUUUUUUACCUCACCAUUUUCCUUCUAUUUUCACCUCCAAACAUGAGAGUUAGGACAACGACUCUAGUGGCGAUUUUUGAUGUAGGAUUUGUGGGAGGAACAAUCUUGACAUCGUAUUUGUUGUUACACGGGAAUGCUCAAAUCAAUAUCAUUGGAUUCAUUUGUGCUGUUCUUAAUAUCAUGAAUUGUGGUUCACCUCUUGGAAUAACGAAAAAAGUGGUGAGAAGUAAAAGUGUGGAGUAUAUGCCUUUCCAUCUGACGUUUUGCAUAUUUGUAAAUUCUGGAGUUUGGACUUUCUAUGCUGUGCUUGUCAAAGAUCCCUUCAUUGGAGUUACAAAUUUGAUUGGAUUCCUCCUAGGAACCAUGCAAUUGAUAAUCUAUGCCAUUUAUAUGAAUGGGUCUCGAUCAUCCAAAGAGGACCAUUCAUUGCUACACGAGGACCUUCUUCCACCACCUUCCAAUACGACGCACUCUUCAAGUCUAAUUAUUUGUUGAAUUAUUCACGGUAAAAGUACAACUAGAUAGUAUCAAAAUUAUUCAAUGAUUCAGACAAUGUGACUGUUAUCGGUAGAUUGAAUUGAUAUUAAAUUUCUAAAUUUUGAUGAGGACAAUACAUAUAUGUUAAUAGAAGCAUCUGUCACACUGCAUUAGGAAAAUAUUCAAUGAAGUUGACACGAUAUCACUCGUUGUUUACUUGCGUA